Messenger RNA from Oreochromis aureus, 3669 nucleotides. RefSeq lists its product as uncharacterized. The coding region runs from base 2880 to 3494 and encodes 204 amino acids. Lineage: Eukaryota; Metazoa; Chordata; Actinopteri; Cichliformes; Cichlidae. The record is from RefSeq and is a predicted model, not a curated record. The transcript has 3 exons.
GAACCAAGGACCUUCUUAUACUAACACACAAACUGUCCUGAAUGACAAUAAAGUGGCUAUUCUAUUCAAAUCGGUUCUAUUCUUGCUGUCAGUGCUAACCACUGCAUUACUGUGCAGCCCAGUAUCUGAUCUCAGUACCGAUAAUCUUCAUUAUUUACUUUUGUCUUUUUUCAUCAGAUUUUUUAAAGGUUUAAACAGAAGAAACUUGAUGUGACACACAUAUCAGUCAACACAGCCAGUUGUGACCCAUACCAAUAUUCGACCAAUGUUUUGGUUUAUUCCAAUAAAAGGGAGGGAAAAAAAUGAGUGAAACCAACUGGUUGACUGGUCACAUACAUCCUUUAUCCACUGUCACUGUAGCAACGGUGCCAAAAGUUCACUGACUCGAGCUACUCAGGUGUGCAGAACAUGCCCUUAAACGAUGAUCUGAACAACCACUCUGAAUUACUUUUACUCUUACACUUUAAUGCAGCGUGUUAGAUUUUAUGAUGGAAACUGAAAGCAUUAAGUGUCUUAUAAAGCGUCUGCUUUAUCACCCUUAUUGAUGAUAGUUUACAAAAUGAACAUCAUGACCUCCAAAUAGCGACUGAGACCAUAAACUCAUCAAGAGAGCAUUUACUGUGGUCUGAGAACGAGAGAGCAGAGGUCUGUCUUGACAUAGAGCUCGUUUUGCAACAGGACUUGGCCCAAGUUUAAGGUAAUACCGCACUGACUUCACUUUUCAGCUCAACUAAAUCCGGUGCUUUUCACUCCAGAGACUGAAUCUUUUCUUCGUUUUUUUUAAACCUGUGAAUUCUCCAAUGGCCUGUGGAAUCAUUAUCCAGUGACCUCCUGAAUUAACAUCCUCCACCCGUUCGGCAGCUGGGUAAAAAGGCUGAGGUUAGAGCUGGACAGAUCAUCUCAGUGGAAUAUAUAAUUAGUCUCAUGAUCUGCAGUAGAUGGGUCGUACUAGCAGACAGGUCACAUUGAGUCCCAGUGGAAUUUUUUCCAGCAAAUUUAGGUAGGCAGCGUUGUUUAAAUAGAAACCUGAAUCAUGGUUUCGUUCACAUUUGAACGCUUGAGACUCUGUAAUAUACAACAGCUGCUGCACUGCCCUUUUCUUCUAUGACAAUAUUAAUUACAGCAGCCUUGAAUAAUCUCUUCUCUUUCACUUGGCUCAGUGCAAUGUGCACUCUGCUGAAAAAAUUAAUGAAUUUUUGUUGCUUUUUCUCUGGAUUACUUCUGGUUUUAAAUCAGAGUUUACAUGUAGCUGCUCCCUUCAGAAGCCCCACUGUUAAUCUGUAGUUGCUGCUCGUAUCGCCUCAUUAAGGAUCCUCAAGUUUCUAGAACAUAUGGGUGAAUAACUGAGCUGCCUUUAUUUAGACUGUUGGAUGUUUUCAUGUGCUGUUCAGUCGUAGGUACAUGUCUCUUUGCUUGCCAGGCGCCCCUGGCUGACCCUACAGAGAUCAACUCCAGGAAGCAGCCCGCCAAGUGGGUGUGUCUGUGAGUGUGGCUGAAUACUGGGUUUCAGGUAGGCCUGGUGGGCGUGUCCUGUCUAGAGGAUGGCCACACCUGAAGCAGAUGAUCACACACACCUGCAGGUAAUGAAGCGUCGUUGGGGAGCUUCUUAAGACUGUGGCUGAGCGCUCCUCAGCGUGGGAUCGUUGUGUGAGACUCCACGUUAGUGUCGAUAAUUGUCAAGUCCAGUGAGUGCAUGCCUGCGGUAGUCGAGUGUCCUGACAAGUUGCAGCAUUUUUACAAACCAAUUCUGGUUCAUCCGUUUCAUUCAACGAUCCGCUUUCGGCUUUCUCAUUCUCCGUCGCCACCAUGCUUUUUCCGCCAUGUGCGUAUGAAAACAAAGGCACUGUGCAUGCGUGUUUUACCCAUAUUCUAUUGCAAUAUUUCAUUUUCUUAUCGUUGCCCAACAUUAUACCGGUAUUACCGUGAACGGUAUGAUAUGACUCAGCCCUACUCCUUGCCUUUAGAUUCCCCCUGCAUCUAAUAGCUUCUAACAGCACAUAGAGAAAUAUACAGCGAAAUGGCCUGAAUUAAUGCUUAUUGUGUGAGUCUGUGCGCUCGUCUGGCCACCUCUAAAAAGCGCUCUGUUUGGCUUUAUCCCGAUUCAGGGUCUGCAGCCUUAAAGGCCGCAUUUUAAGCCCGAUUACAUCACAGCGAUGCAAUGAAGGCUGUCCCAACUCAAAGGCUGCUCGAAAUGCGGCCCUCAAAUGCGUCCUUCAUUUCCCUGAAUUUUAAGGAUAUGGCGAUGUAGACUUCGUGGCCCAACAUAUCCCAGAAUGCAUAGCGCAGCCCGGCCAAUUCAGUUUGCAAUGAUGGCAGCAAGUACAGACGUGGCAGAAACAGCGGCGGAGGGCACCCACAUCCAUAAAUGUAGGUUACGUCGGAAGUACCGACACAAUUGUCAAAAUGCAAAAGAUAAUGGCGGUGUAACUGUACAUGUCACGGUGAAUUCAUUCUCAGCCGUCACACGUAGGUGACUGUAAAUACACAGUCCCGCUGAUUUGUAACUGGUCGGUUUUUAUAUUACCCUGUGAGGGUCACCGACAAAAACCUGAAGAUAACAAAAUACAAAAAUGUAGCCGUGUAAACUCCAAAUAUCUGCGCAAUGUGGCAACACAUCACAUAUCUGCACAAGUGCGCUGACGUUGUCGGAGACAUCUGUUACCGAACAGCGUACUCCGUUCCAACGCCCCCGCCCGCGCUCUGUCGCCACUCAGGUUAAACAUGUCACAGAAGUCACCCAAAUAACUUACAAAUGUUAUUGCUUGGCCUAUGACAGUGUUGCAUUUGUUCCUGAGAAAAUCGGCUUGGCUGAGAGUGAAGUUGGGAGUCUGCACACAGCUGAAUGUGCAAACCUAUCAUACUACACGUCAAACAGAAAAAUGAUGACACAGAAGUGUAAGAUGGUAGAAAAUGUACUCCGAUGUCCUGUCAUAUUCCAGGGAGUAAGGAGGAGAUGGCUGAGCUCAUCAAACUCCGGGGUGAAAACAAACACCUGUUCACUGGUGCCAGGAACUCAGCCGCUGCGGGUUGGAGGGCAAUCCUGGAGCAGAUGGGCCUGGCGGGCCAAAUCACCCCGUUGCAGGCGGGAAAAAAAAUGGGACAAUCUAAAGAAAAAAUACAAAGAUUGCAAGUAUCCCGCAUCAGGUGAGGGGGUGAGUGGGAAGACCACUGCUGCCACUUGGCCCUGGUUUGUCCCAAUGGAUGAGGUCCUAGGACAGAGGCCUUCUACCAGGCCUCCAGUCCUAAUUGCCUCCAUGCAGGAGGACACUCCAGGGCCCAGUACAGCAGUGGGCACCCAAGAGCAGGAUGUGGAACGGCGGGAGAAUGAGGCCCAGCUGGAGGCACGGCCAGAAAAGAGGAAGAGGGACAGGGAGGAUGAAGUCCUGGAAUUGAUAAAAAAGGACAUGAGGAUACAGAGGGAGAUUGAAGAAAGACGUGCUGAGCGAAUGGACAGGAUCAUAUGUCUACUGGUUGUGGAAAAACAAAAUGAGUAAGGUAGUGUGAAUAGGACCCAUUGUACAAACACUUACAGUUGUCAUAUUUAUGUUUGUGCAGGAUAUGUGAAAUGUGGACGAAAUAAUUUAAGUUCUGUUAAUACAAGUUGCACUUUUUAUUUGAAUUGUUGAACAAAUGUGAAAAAUGAACAGAAUGUACAAAGUCCUGUGAAUA